Triplophysa dalaica is the source of this 4839-nucleotide messenger RNA. RefSeq names its product phospholipase C, eta 2b (gene plch2b). Lineage: Eukaryota; Metazoa; Chordata; Actinopteri; Cypriniformes; Nemacheilidae. Gene Ontology annotation, biological process: lipid metabolic process; phosphatidylinositol-mediated signaling. The coding region runs from base 1 to 3855 and encodes 1284 amino acids. The transcript has 21 exons. Gene Ontology annotation, molecular function: phosphatidylinositol-4,5-bisphosphate phospholipase C activity; calcium ion binding. The record is from RefSeq and is a predicted model, not a curated record.
AUGAACAUAUCUCCAGGAAUGGCACCAUCGUCUCCUGUCUUGCUUUCACCUUCUCUUACCCGGAGACCCCCCAGUCCAGGGAGGAGGUCACCCCCACCCUUCAGAUCACCUCCUAGUUGUAUCAUGACCUCACCUAAAUUAUGGCAGAAAGCUGCGAUAUCACGGCUGGCUGAGGAGUUCUUUUGGAUCGGUGGAAGUAUUGUCGCAACACCGAAACUGAGAAUGGGUCAAAUAGUGGAGAGAUGCAUGUGUAACAUGCAGGCCGGCACUCAGAUGAUUAAACUAAGAGGAAAAUCCAAGGCUCUGGUUCGCCUUUUCUACCUAGAUGAGCAUAAGUCCUGUAUCCGCUGGAGACCCUCCAGGAAACAUGAGAAAGCUAAAAUCACUAUAGACUCUAUCCAUGAGGUCUGUGAAGGGAUAAAAACAGAAGUCUUCAGGCGUUUUGCCAACAAUAAAUUUGAUCCAAACUGCUGCUUCAGUAUUUACCACGGAGACCACGUGGAAUCUCUUGACUUGGUUUCCACGAAUGGAGAAGAGGCACGAACCUGGAUCACUGGGCUGAAGUACCUCAUGGCAGGCAUCAGCGAUGAGGACAGUCUGGCAAAAAGACAACGAACACGCGAUCAAUGGUUGAGGCAGACCUUUUCAGAAGCUGACAAGAAUGGUGAUGGGAAUCUGAGCAUUGGCGAAGUUCUACAGUUGCUCCACAAACUCAAUGUGAACCUCCCAAAGCAGAAAGUCAAAGAAAUGUUUGAGGAGGCUGACAGGGAUGAUAAACAUGGCUCUUUGACAUUCGAGGAAUUCUGUACCUUUUACAAGAUGAUUUCGACACGCCGAGAGCUUUACUUGCUUAUGAUCACCUACAGCAACCACAAAGAGCACAUGGACUUUAAUGACCUCAUCCGCUUCUUAGAGAACGAGCAAAAGAUGGCAAAUGUGUCCAGAGAGUAUUGCAAGAUGAUCAUUAAUCAGUUUGAGCCAUGCCCUGAAAACCAAGCAAAUAUGGUGAUGGGUAUUGAUGGUUUCACCAACUACUUGCGGAGUCCUGCAGGCGACAUCUUCAACCCUGAACACUAUAAAGUGAAUCAGGACAUGACGCACCCCCUGACACACUACUACAUUGCGUCUUCUCACAACACCUACCUGACGGGGGAUCAGCUGCUGUCUCAGUCUCGGGUUGAUAUGUAUGCUUACGUGCUUCAGGCGGGCUGUCGAUGUAUAGAAGUUGACUGUUGGGAUGGUCCUGAUGGAGAACCUAUUGUGCAUCACGGUUACACACUUACCUCAAAAAUCCUCUUUAAAGAAGUCAUUGAGACCAUCAACAAAUACGCAUUUGCCAAAUCCCAAUACCCAGUGAUUCUUUCAAUAGAGAACCACUGCACUGUGCCACAGCAGAAAAAAAUGGCUCAAUAUCUCACAGAGGUACUACAGGAUAAACUGGACCUGUCUAAUAUAAAUGUAAAUGAGUCCAGACGUAUGCCAUCUCCAGAGGUUUUGAAAGGAAAAGUGCUUGUCAAGGGUAAGAAGCUGGCAGCAAACAUUGAUGCUGAUGCAGAAGAGGGAGAUGUAUCUGAUGAUGAUGACAGCGCUGAAGAGGAAGAGGAGGAAGAGGAGCAGAUUAAUGGACAUAGAGGAGCUGGAGCACCAAAAACUUGUGAUGAAUCAAAUAAAUCCUCAAGAAGGUUGUUGGGCAGCUUCAGGCGCAAGAAGAAAAAACGUGUCAAAAUAAGAAAGAACCCUAUCAUGAAUGACUCUGAUAUUGACCAGGAAAUUUCAAGCAGUAAUGAUAAACAGGUCAUAAACUAUGGCAAGAGGAGAAAAACCAUGAGACUCUCUCGUGCUCUGUCUGAUUUGGUCAAGUACACAAAGUCAGUGCACGUCCAUGACAUUGAAACUCAAGCCUACAUGUGCAGCUGGCAAGUGUCCUCUUUAAACGAAAGCAUAACUAAUCAGAUUCUACACCUGAAACCAACGCAGUUGGUUCGCUUCAAUCAACGGCAACUUUUACGAGUCUAUCCGUCCAACUACCGUGUCGACUCUAGCAACUUCAAUCCUCAGCCAUUUUGGAACGCAGGAUGUCAUUUAGUUGCUCUGAACUAUCAAACAGAAGGCCGUAUGCUGCAACUGAACAGAGCCAAAUUUGCAGCAAAUGGGAACUGUGGCUAUGUGCUGAAGCCAAAAUGCAUGUGUAAAGGUGCCUUUAAUCCUGCCCUGGAGGAUCCUUUACCAGGACACAGGAAAACUCAGUUAGUGCUCAAAAUAAUAAGUGGCCAGCAGCUCCCAAAGCCAAAAGACUCCAUGCUAGGAGACAGAGGAGAGAUCAUAGAUCCCUUUGUUGAGGUAGAAAUAAUUGGAUUGUCUGUGGACUGCAAUAAACAUCAGACAAGGGUUGUGGAUGAUAAUGGCUUUAACCCCAUGUGGGAGGAGACACUAGUGUUUAUGCUCCAUAUGCCUCAGAUUGCCUUGGUACGGUUUAUGGUUUGGGAUCAUGAUCCGAUUGGGAGGGAUUUUAUUGGACAAAGAACAAUAGCAUUUAAAAGCAUGUUGCCAGGUUAUCGACAUGUUUAUUUGGAAGGCAUGGUGGAAGCAUCUAUUUUUGUACACGUGGCUAUAAAUGACAUCACAGGAAAGGUCAAAUCAAGCAAUGCAGUAAAGCAGCUCUUUCAGAGAAAUCUAAUGUACACCUCUAAAGACGGCACCAGGAGAUCAUUUGGUCCAAACUUCCUGCGGAAAGGUGGAGCCGAGAAAAGCCAAGCAAAACCCAAGCGUGGCUCGUGUGAUUCCUGUGCCAAAGAGGACAUUCUUAACAGACGUUAUAGUGAUGACAUAAGCUCAAAAGACAGCAGAAGCACUUCACAGUCUGCAUCUUUGCUCAUGGGAGCUCAAAGUGAACCCCUCAGAAGGGCCCGUAAGGUCUCUUUUCAGGAGCCAGAAGGAUUUCACGUUGUGCGUCGACGCUUGUCCUCUAUCACAUGCUCUAGUGGAAGGGGUAUGGCUAUGGACUACACCAAUUUAGGAUUUGAUUCUAAAGAGAGUUCAGAGUUGGAUGUUUGGACUCCUUUGGUUCCACCAUGUCAUUCCAAUGUAGAUAACCAUGAGAUGACUGAUUCAAAACAAAAUGAUUUGCCUCCGGUAUUUAUACUUGACAGUAUUACAUCUGACCAGCAAAUGUGGUCGCAGCAGAUCUCUGGUCCUAAAUAUGUUUCUAAACAUUCAGAUCAGGAACAACCUGUAAAUAAUCAAGGACCUGCUGUAAAACUGUCUUCCGUAAGCUCGGAACCUACAAGAGACUGUGAACCCUUGAUUUUCAGUCCAAUACCUGAUGGAGUACUAGAUCCCUCUAGUGGAGCUUUGAACACCAGAAACCUGCCACUCAAGAAUAAAUUCAGACCUUUAGAUUUCGAGUUUAAGCCGCAGUGGCAGCCAAGGUCCAUCCCCGCAACUCCUGCAAUGAGCAGACGCAGCUUGAAUGACUCAUGUUCUAAAGAUUCUUCGCUUACGGGACGCAGAUCACAAAGCGUCCCGAGGCGUCGCCCACCCUCUCCCCCAAACACACCAUUUAACAUCAAGAAAGACUUCCUCCAUCAAUUCCCUCUCCCUCAAAAGCAUGGCAGCUGUAGUUAUGUUACACAAAAAAACUCUUUUGCUAACAAUAACAACCUGGCUGAGAGUGAAUUAAGCAGCACAAGCAGUUUGGACAGCCUUGACCUGAGUACUUUGCCAUCCCGUUUCCCUGACAACCAGCAGCCGACAAUGGGCACUCUGCAGAGGGAGAUGAAUGCUCUAUUUGAGCAGAAAAUGCAUGAGAUUCGUUGUAAUUCUCCAAUUUUUUUCCGAGAUUCAUCAACAUUGUAGAAAAGCAUAAAUUCCUAAACUUAAAGCAAAUGCUUUGAUGGUGAUGGAGAGAUGCUACAAGAAGAAGAGAAAAUAUUCAGCCUCAUUCGUACUUCAUUCGUUUUGUACAGAUAUUGUCUUGUUUACAUGCCAUCUAGGCACAUAAUUCAUAUUUUUUUACAUUUUAUUUUAAAUGGAGCAUAAAAUAACAGUUUCUCAGAAAGGGAUUAAAUUUAGCCAGAAAUAGGAGAAAAUUUUAUUAGGGCCUUAAAGGUACAGUUUGUAGAAAUCGCCGCUAGAGGGCUUACGAUCAAAACAACAACACUCGCGUAGCUUGAUGACGCUGCGUAGAAGCAUGGAAUGAUGGGAUAUGUUGUCUUCUACUCCAACGCUGAUGGUAGCGCUGACACAUCAAUUAGACGGGAACGAGAGAUCAUGUUAGCGGAAGAGGUAAAGUAAUAAAGUUUCAUAAAUGUUGGGUUUGAUGAAAUCAUUUUAUUUCAUUAUAAUGAAUUAGACCCGAGUAAUGUAAGGUUUAAAACUAAAUUGUUAGUCAUAGAUGUUACAGUAAUUGUACAAUUCGAUGGUGUGAUAACACUGCGCCGUUUUAAGUGUUCAAAUCAAUCAUAGUUAAAGUUAUUUUGAACGUACCCACAUCAUUUGCAAUGAUGCUAGGCGGACCGACGGUACAAACUACUUCCGCUUCUGUCUACGACAUUGUCCGGCCUCACUCCCAGGGCUUGCAUAUGUAUAUUAGACAUAAAAGAAGAUAUUUUGAAGAAAGUUGAUUACUGAACAGCACUGUGCACUAUUUACAUAUUUUGUAUAGACACAAAACCAAUGCAAGUGAAUGGGGGCUAGUUAACAACAUUCUUCAAAACAUCUUCUUUUGUGUUCUGCAGAAAUGACAAGAGGAAGAGUAAAUGAUGACAGAAUUUAGAGUGUGAGAAAAGAAUCCAUGUUCAUGGCUGAACUGUGACUGUUAUAGUCUAGGACUAGUUUUAA